UUUAAUUUACUCCUAGAAACUAUCAAAACGUGUCAUGUUCAUGUCCAAACAAAUAAAAUGAUAAAUUUUUUACUACAUGAAGAAUCAACUUGUUUUGAACAUUUCUCCCAUUCCUCUAAUGUUAUUAAACAAAUUUUAACUCGUUCUUGUCCAUGUUUUUCUCCGGCAAACUCCUCGUGAUGUAUGUUUCAUAGGUGGAACUGCAUUGAGAAUCAAUUAGGACUAUCUCAAUCAAUAUAUCACCUAUUCCUUUUUUCAAAUUAGUUGAGAUCAACUACACGAAUCGUUUAUAGUCCUUUAGUUUUAUUAAGAUCCAUUUGCUUGAAGAUUUUUCUAUAGUAUUGUUGAAAUGAAGGGCGUAAAAUGGGACGAGGCAAAAUUGGAGGAAAUAGAGGCAAACAAACCCGAGAGAAUGAAGAUAACUGAGCCCAAGACACCAUUUCAUCACGUCAAGAUUGAUGAUGAGAACAAUUUUGAUGAGGAUUGCAAUGGUAGCGAUGUGGAUGAUGACAUGGCAUCAUGUUCAAGUAAAAGUAGUAAAUCUCCUAAUUAUAAGGAUGAUCGUGAAGAUCAUGCCAUGGAUGAUGAUGAUGAUGAUUCAGAGGAAUCAGAAAGGAAAAGGAGUUUCAUAGAGCAUAGAAGAGGGCAUUAUGAUGAAUAUAAGAGAAUCAAAGAGCUACAACGAAAUGGUUCAUUUCUUGCAGAACCUUCUGAUGAUGAAGAGGAUGAUUUAUCAUUGGAAGAUGGUGUUAAGGGCAAAGAAAUUGAGAAAGAAAAAGCAGACACUUCUGCAUAGUGAUCAUCUAAUCUUGUUUCCAUUAAUGUUGUUGUCUUUUUCUUUUUCUGGUUUAACCAUUCAAUAUAGACAGCUCACAUGAUCUACAUUUGCGCUAUAGAUAGGACUAAUUUUUGUAGAAUGCGAUUUAUCGUCUUAGUCGCCUACUGGUGCGAAGAUCUUAAGCUCAUUCUGGUCGGAUUAAUCUACAUUUGUGACAGAUAAGUCCACUGAGAAGGUAAAAUAAGGUUUUCCAUUCUCAAAUUUCGAUCCCAAAGACAUGAAUGUUGAUGAAAUGACACCGUUGUUGGUAAAACUGCUGUUUUCGUUUUUUUUUUUCCUUUUCAUGUGUAUAUUUUUCUUGCAAGUUGUAUGGCACAUCUUCCUUUUAGAUGUCAAUGGCUGCCAUCACUUUUUGCUAGAGAAAUGAAUUAUUAAUGUUAUGCGAUCAUUAUAGUGGAAAAUGAUGUGUCAAGUUCUUUCAUUAGAUGAA
Molecule: messenger RNA, 1268 nt
Organism: Nicotiana attenuata
Lineage: Eukaryota; Viridiplantae; Streptophyta; Magnoliopsida; Solanales; Solanaceae
Product: protein phosphatase inhibitor 2-like
Exons: 1
Coding region: 350-796 (148 amino acids)
Biological process (GO): regulation of signal transduction
Molecular function (GO): protein phosphatase inhibitor activity
Source: RefSeq, a predicted model, not a curated record